Molecule: messenger RNA, 620 nt
Organism: Owenia fusiformis
Lineage: Eukaryota; Metazoa; Annelida; Polychaeta; Sabellida; Oweniidae
Source: the annotation of a GenBank genome assembly
GAUGAAGAGGAAGAGACUGUUGCUCAAAUCAUCAGUCAUGAUGUAGAUGGUGUUCAACAGGUGGAGAUAAAGCCAAUAAGAUCUGAGAGUGAAGGUUAUGUUGUGAUAGAGGUCCCUGCAGAGGCUGGCCAGGUUGUCAUGGAGAGUGGACCACAACAAAGCCAGCGUGUAGUUGAAGUCCCAAGGCAAGUUUCAGAGGCAGGACCUUCAAACUCUAAGAUCCUUGACCCUGGACAGUCCUUUGUAGCAAGAGGCUUUAAGGCAAGACGAGGACGUCCUCCAAAGAAUGACCGAGGACCAGUUUCCAAGGACAGUCACCUCUCCACCCCAGGUCAUCUAACUGCCGCUCAGUUAGUCUCCGCACAAGCUGUAGAGGAAGAUUCCAACCAGGAGGAGAUGAAUGAAAUGAGGAAGGGUUAUAGCCAAGAUGCAUCAGAGAAUGAGGAAGAGGAGGGUGAAGAGGUAUCCCAGGAGUCUGGGUACCAUGUGAUAGAAGCCCCAGAUGAUGAAGGGGAGGAAGCAGAAGAGGAAGAGGGAGAAGAAGAAGAGGAAGAAGAAGAGCCUAUACCUGAGAUUGUUGUUACUCCAUCUAAGAAAAGGGGUCGCCCAAAGAGAGCAGC